Molecule: messenger RNA, 2118 nt
Organism: Fusarium keratoplasticum
Lineage: Eukaryota; Fungi; Ascomycota; Sordariomycetes; Hypocreales; Nectriaceae
Exons: 5
Coding region: 1-2118 (705 amino acids)
Biological process (GO): intracellular protein transport; endoplasmic reticulum to Golgi vesicle-mediated transport
Cellular component (GO): Golgi membrane; cytosol
Molecular function (GO): syntaxin binding
Source: RefSeq, a predicted model, not a curated record
AUGGCCACCAAGGGGAACUCCCUGCGCGAUCGCCAAAUAGCUUCUCUCAAGAAGAUUCUCAACCUCAACGAGACGGUCGAGUCAGCCGAAGCCGACGAAGCGCUCGCAAACGGUCUGCUUGCCCCCGUCGCUCCCAUCCUCGACGCCGACGGCAACCCCAUCUGGAAGGUGUUGGUGUUUGAUGAUCUGGGCCGAGAUGUCAUCAGCAGUGUGAUGCGUGUCAGUGACCUGCGGUCAAUGGGUGUGACCAUGCACAUGCACAUUGGCGGCUCCAGACACCCGAUCCCAGACGUCCCUGUCAUCUAUCUUCUCGAACCGAAUGCGAAGAACCUCGAGGCCAUCACUUCGGACUUGCAAAAGGGACUGUACUCGCCAGCCUACAUCAACUUCCUCUCCUCCCUGCCCCGCGUCCUUCUCGAGGAGUUUGCGACACAGACAGCAGCCGCGGGAACUUCAGAGCACAUCUCCCAGCUGUUCGACCAAUAUCUCAACUUCAUCGUUGCCGAGCCGGACCUGUUUAGCUUAGGAAUGCAGAACGAGCACACGUAUUGGGCUUUGAAUAGUGCAGCAACAAGUGAUGCCGAGCUUGACCGGGUGGUGGAUAGGAUCGUGAGCGGACUCUUCAGUGUUGUUGUUACUAUGGGCGUUAUCCCCAUCAUUCGAUGCCCCAAGGGCGCCGCGGCGGAGAUGGUCGCUGCGCGACUCGACCGCAAGCUCCGAGAUCACAUUCUCAACUCCAAGGACAACCUAUUCUCGGGUCCUCGACCAACCGCAUCCUCUGGCACACCUUCCUCCCGACCCGUCCUAAUUCUCCUAGACCGCAAUGUCGACUUGAUACCCAUGCUGUCGCAUUCUUGGACCUACCAGUCCCUGGUUCAUGAUGUUCUUAACAUGAAGCUGAACCGAAUCACAAUCGAGGCUCCGGUGGAAGAGGGGAACCCAGCACGAGGCACAUCGAAAAAGGGCUACGACUUGACCGCAAGCGACUUCUUCUGGGCCAAGAACGCUGGCAGCCCGUUCCCACAGGUGGCAGAGGAUAUUGACGCUGAAUUAACCAAGUAUAAGGAGGAUACGGCUUCGAUUACGAAAAAGACCGGCGUGACUGAUCUGGAGGACCUCCAGAACGAUACAAGCGCAAGCGCCCAACACCUCAAGGCAGCGAUAACGUUGCUUCCCGAGAUGAGAGAGCGCAAGGGCAUCCUCGAUAUGCACAUGAACAUCCUGGCAGCCUUGUUGACAGGUAUCAAGGACCGCCAACUGGACAACUACUUCCAACUCGAAGAGGGUAUUGUCAAGCAGACCAAGGCCCAAAUCAUGGAGAUUAUCAAGGAUGACAACAAGGGCACUAACCCUGUCGACAAGCUGCGACUGUUCAUCAUCUGGUACCUGAGCACCGAACAGGAGGUCGGCCGAGUGGAAUUUGAAGGCCUGGAGAAGGCUCUCGCAGAAGCAGGCGCAGAUGUCUCAUCUCUGCCCUACGUCCGACAGGUUCGCGCGACCACCAAGAUGACGCAACUGACGACAAUCAACAACACAACUCAGCCAGCCCAAUCGUCAGACCUCUUUGGGCGAUUCUCUUCCAUGUCAUCCCGCCUCACUGAUCGCCUCAAGGAAUCCGGCGUACCCACCGGCCUGUCUUCCAACUUUGAGAGUCUCAUCAGCGGUGUCAAGAACUUCCUUCCUGCUGAUCGUGAUUUUACUGUCACCAAGAUCGUUGAGUCGAUCAUGGAUCCUUCAUCGGCUUCUUCGUCUGCGAUCGCCAAGACAGAGCACUACCUCUACUUUGAUCCUCGAUCCGCCAACGCUCGAGGUACCAUGCCUCCCCCAAGUGCGGUGCGCUCCGGGGCAGGAGCUAGCACACCAGGUGGUAUGCCAGGGCCGCAAGCACCCGGACAGACGGCCAGCUUUGGUCAGCGCCGACAGGGAUUUAGCGAGGCAGUGGUGUUUACCGUUGGCGGUGGAAGCAUGGACGAAUAUGGAAACUUGCAAGAGUGGGUAGGCCGAGCUGGAGGAGACAAGGCCAAGAAGAGGGUCGUUUAUGGCAGCACUGAAAUGGUGAAUGCCGCAGAAUUCAUUGCACAAGAGCUGGACAGGUUAGGAAAGGAGGUGGCAUCGUGA